CCAAUGUUGAAUCACUCCACAAAAGAAGAGCAAGAGUGAUGGAGAGCAGAAUACUGAGAGCUCUAUGGCUCCUCUCCUUUAUGCUCAUUCCGAGAGGCGCUUUCGUCGUCCGCGCGAGUUCAUUCGAUGCUGCUGGUGCUGCUACUGCCGCCACUACCACUGCUGCUACUUCUGCGACUGCUGCUGCUGCUGCUAUCGUUGCUGCAUAUUUCUCGAGCCCUGACACGAGCUUAGAGAGGAAAGUAGAAGAAGAGGCGGGCGUCGAGUUACCGUUGGAUGUGGAGACGCAUCGGAGGAUCCUCGCCACGAUCGACCCGAGGACGGUCUUCAAUCCGGACCGACCGGCCUGCGUCGGUCCGUGCCCGGCGCGGGGCGGGCCGUACACCGGGCGGGGCUGCGAGAGCUACUUCCAAUGUCGCCAUUAAUGAGCUCUUAUAUAUUUUUUCGUUGAAUAUCUAUCAAACUUUUCACAUUACGUUUCAAUAAACAUGUUAUUAUGUGAUUGACUAGUUUCUAAUUUUAUAAAAUAAUAUUUUUUUACAGCA
This is a messenger RNA of Ananas comosus (pineapple), 545 nucleotides long. RefSeq lists its product as uncharacterized. The record is from RefSeq and is a predicted model, not a curated record. Bases 39 to 425 code for a protein of 128 amino acids. NCBI's taxonomy places the organism in Eukaryota, Viridiplantae, Streptophyta, Magnoliopsida, Poales, Bromeliaceae. The transcript has a single exon.